Clarias gariepinus (North African catfish) is the source of this 2305-nucleotide messenger RNA. It is a transcript of the gene brinp3b, whose product is annotated as bone morphogenetic protein/retinoic acid inducible neural-specific 3b. The coding region runs from base 1 to 2253 and encodes 750 amino acids. The record is from RefSeq and is a predicted model, not a curated record. Lineage: Eukaryota; Metazoa; Chordata; Actinopteri; Siluriformes; Clariidae. The transcript has 7 exons. Gene Ontology annotation, biological process: negative regulation of mitotic cell cycle; positive regulation of neuron differentiation.
AUGGCCGGGCACGGUGCUCUCCGCGCGCUGCUCGUGCUGCUGCUGCUGCUCGUGUUGCUGCUGCUCGUGGCCCCGGGCGCGUGCGCAGGGCUCGCGGAGCGCCUCGCGUGGCUGCUGGCGGACAAAGGGCCGUUCCGCCGCGCGCACGAGUUCACCGAGUUCUCCGAGCGACACCAGCACGGCUUCAGCACGCGCUACAAGAUCUACAGGGAGUUUGGCCGAUGGAAGGUGAACAACUUGGCUGUGGAGAGGCAGGAAGUGGUACCCUUUGAUCCGGAAUUUGUUCGCACCAUCAGGCAGCUGGGGCGACGGCCAAGCCUGCAGAUGAUCACGGAUAAUAUCAUCAAGAAGUAUGGCACACAUUUCCUGGUCUCGGCCACCCUUGGAGGUGAGGAGUCCUUGACCAUUUUCGUGGAUAAGAGGAAGCUGAGUGAAGCCCCUUCAAACAGCGGCGCCGCUAACGGCACACUGACACUCGAGGCCCUCCAUCACCUCGCUGCCUCCUAUUUCAUCGAUCGAGACAGCACGCUGAGGAAACUACACCAUCUCCAGAUCGCCUCAUUGGCCAUCAAGGUAACUGAGACGCGGACCGGCCCACUCGGCUGUAGCAACUACGACAACCUUGACUCUGUCAGCUCCGUUUUGGUUCACAGCCCUGAGAACAGAAUUCAGCUCCAAGGCCUCCAGGUUCUUUUGCCGGAGUACCUCAGGAGCCGGUUCGUGCAAGCGGCGCUAAGUUAUAUCGGCUGCAACGGCGAAGGCCAAUUCACAUGCCGUGAUAAUGACUGCUGGUGUCAAUGUAGCGAAGGGCAUCCACAGUGCAACUGCCCCUAUGCCAGCCUCCAAGCACAGCACAGCAACCUGGAGUACGCCAACGAGGCCUGGAGGCAUGCCAACCAGGAGUUUGAGGAAUCAGACGAGUUCCAGGCUUUCGUGGUCAGAUUGUCCACACACGCGGCGCUGAAUUUGUCAUCAGUGUGGCGCGCGUGGAGGAGCGAUGCGGCGCUGCUGAAGCGCUACAGGAAAUUGGAGAACGACGCAGUUUUCCUUCUGAACAAAGCGCAAGAAAGCGCAGCUAAACUCUACAGCCUCAGCCGGAGGUGUCGCUCGCAACCCAAAGUAAUCCUGCCCAGGGAAAGGCGUCUCGGAUACUGGGUGCAGCGUGUCCUUUCCCUUCUAUACUGCAGUGAAGCCGAUAGUCCAGGAAUCUACUCUGAGGUGAUGCGGAGCUGCGUGUGCCCGGGAGGCCAGCUGUCCUGCCAGGGUUUAAUCCCGUGCUCAGUCGGCACCGGAGGCCGGUGCGCAUCAUGCUCUUUGGACAAUCGAACACGCUGCUCGAGCUGCAACAGCGGCUUCGCACUGAGCCAGGGACUGUGCCGCCCUGCCGCUCCGAGUCCCACGAAACAGUACAUCGGCACGGAGACGGAAAUGCAGGACUUGGAACUGCGCGAUCUCCUAGAGCAACGCGACGGCCAUCUAGCCCUAUCUGGUAUCUUCGUGAGCAGUGACGUUAAACUCAACACCUGGUUUGAACCUUCAUGGAGAAAAAGGAUGCUCCUGACUCUGAAGAGCAAUAAAUCGAAGUCAAGUCGGGUACACAUGCUGCUAGGAAUUUCAGCACAGAUUUGCAUGAUGAAGAACUCAACCCUGGAGCCCACCCUCUCCGUUUCGGUGAACCCGUUCGGCGGGAGUCACUCAGAAAGCUGGACGAUGCCUAUGAACCAAAACGGGUACCCUGACUGGGAGAAAACAAGGUUAGGCACCCCUGUGGACUGCUACAACUGGACUUUGACAUUGGGAAACCGAUGGAAAAGCUUCUUCGAAACUGUCCAUUUCUACUUGAGGAGCCGAAUCCAGAGCGACGGUGCUCAGGGGAACGAGACAGCCGACUCAGACAUGGCGAACAGAAAUGGCUCGCAGAAUGUCGGCUACAUGAAAAUGAACAGCAUUCAGCUGUUUGGAUACAGCGUACACUUCGACCCAGAAGCCAUUCGAGAUUUGAUCCUGCAGCUGGACUAUCCUUACACGCAGGGAUCUCAGGACUCGGCAUUGCAGGAGCUGAUUGAGAUUCGAUACCGAGUCAAUCGGUUAUCUCCUGCAGGACCAAUGCCUCUGGAUCUUUUCUCAUGUCUCCUUCGACACAGACUCAAACUCUCGACUUCAGAGGUGUCACGAAUUCUCGUGGCGCUGCAGGCUUUCGGCGCCAAACAUCGAUAUUACACACAGUACGAAGCGGUCAAACUUUGUAGCUAACAAGUAACAUUUGGAACCAAUUUAUUUAUUUGUUUUGAUGAAAUGUUGACAG